Lathyrus sativus (Indian pea) is the source of this 561-nucleotide messenger RNA. The record is from the annotation of a GenBank genome assembly. Lineage: Eukaryota; Viridiplantae; Streptophyta; Magnoliopsida; Fabales; Fabaceae.
AUGCAAGCUGCAUAUAAAAUCUAUUUCCAAGAUGAAGGUGAAAAGUUUACUUUUGAAGCUGCAUGGAGAUUAUUGAAAGAUGAACCUAAAUGGCUCGCAGGUUCAUCAGAAGCUUCUACAAAAAGAACAAAGAAUUCAGCUUCAGGAGCAUAUUCUUCAUCUUCUAAUCCACAAAUGAGCAGCGAACACGAUCCAUCAUCACCUACUUUGUCUCGCCGUCCAAUCGGUCAAAAGGCAGCCAAAAGGAAGGAGAAAGAAAAGCUUAUGGAAAUGUCUUCUACUCCCAAUGUCAAAUAUGAUUCUUUGAAAGAUGACUUUAAAAAAAAAUUUGAUCUGAUGUCAAUGUUUGCACGAGACUAUGCAUGCAUUGAGGGUGAAAAAAUUGAGAUAGAGAGAAAAAAGGUUGAUGCAAAGAUUAAGAAGGCUGGGAAUGCUGAGGAGAGAUUGAAGAUGAAUGAUCUGCAAAUACUCUCAAAAGAUACAUCAAAUAUGGAUACAAGACAACUACAAGCUCAUGAUAUGUUGUGCGACAUGAUUAGAGAAAAAUAUGGACUUAAUUAG